CUCCUCCUACCGAUUCUCUACAGCACUUGGCGGCUCUGCGGCUCCUCCGCUUCUCUCGGUUUGGGGUUUUGCAACUGGCAGCUGGCUUUUUUCCCUCCUCCCCUGUCGAGGGCUCUCCUUCUUCUUUUAGGUUGCUCCACCCCGCCCAGGAUCAGGCGAGGGGGAACGAGCUCCGCCGCUGCCAACUGGCGCCCAGCGCAGCCGCGAACGCGGGGAGUGGAGUCCCGGGUCUGAGCGCGCGCUCCAGGGCAUCUGCUUCUUCCGUGCCCCGGCUACCCGAGUCCUCCCACCCUCACCCCUUCUCUACUUUUCCCCCCGUUUGCAAUCACAUGGCAUUUUAAGAAUGCUGGAAAGAUGGCGGUAGCGGCAGCGGCUGUGGCUGCGCCGGCUGGCGGUGGAGGCGCCCGGGCGCAGCGGAGCGGACUGCUGGAAGUUUUGGUGCGGGAUCGCUGGCAUAAAGUUCUGGUGAACUUGAGCGAGGACACCCUGGUGUUGAGCUGCGAGGAGGGCGCUGCGGCGUACAACGGCAUAGGGACUGCCACCAAUGGUUCCUUCUGCAGGGGCUCCGGAACCGGUCACCCGGGCACCGGCGUCGCUCAAGCCCCGGACUCUCCUGCCGGGGUCCGCACCGCCUUCACCGACCUCCCGGAGCAGGUGCCUGAGUCCAUCUCAAAUCAGAAGCGGGGCGUGAAGGUGCUGAAGCAGGAGCUGGGCGGACUGGGCAUUAGCAUCAAAGGGGGCAAGGAAAACAAGAUGCCCAUACUCAUCAGCAAGAUCUUCAAGGGGCUGGCAGCGGAUCAGACCCAAGCCCUGUAUGUGGGCGAUGCCAUCCUGUCGGUGAACGGAGCAGACCUGCGGGACGCCACCCACGACGAGGCAGUGCAGGCACUGAAGCGCGCAGGCAAGGAAGUGCUGCUGGAAGUGAAGUAUAUGAGAGAAGCCACACCUUACGUGAAGAAAGGGUCCCCAGUGUCUGAGAUUGGAUGGGAAACACCCCCACCUGAGUCCCCAAGAUUAGGGGGUAGCUCUGCAGAUCCUCUGUCAUCCCAGUCCUUCUCCUUCCAUAGAGACCGGAAAAGCAUCCCCCUCAAGAUGUGUUAUGUCACCAGGAGCAUGACCUUGACUGACCCUGAAAACAGGCAGCUAGAAAUUCACUCGCCAGAUGCCAAGCACACAGUGAUCCUGAGGAGUAAGGACUCUGCCACUGCCCAAGCCUGGUUCAGUGCCAUUCAUUCCAACGUUGGUGACUUGCUGAUCCGUGUGGUUGCUGAGAUCAGGGAGCAGCUGGGAAAGACAGGCAUUGCUGGCAGUCGUGAGAUCAGGCAUCUUGGCUGGCUUGCAGAAAAGGUGCCUGGAGAGAGUGAGAAACAGUGGAAACCAGCCCUGGUUGUUCUGACUGAGAAAGAUCUUUUAAUCUAUGACAGCAUGCCACGGAGGAAAGAGGCCUGGUUCAGCCCUGUGCAUUCGUAUCCACUUCUUGCCACCAGGUUGGUCCAUUCAGGUCCAGGGAAAGGAUCACCCCAGGCUGCUAUGGAUCUGUCCUUUGCAACACGAACUGGUACCAAGCAAGGAAUUGAAACACAUCUCUUCAGGGCCGAGAUCAGCAGGGACCUCUCCCACUGGACAAGGAGCAUAGUACAGGGGUGCCACAAUUCAGCAGAGCUCACUGCCGAAAUCACCACAGCCUGCACCUACAGAAACCAGGAAUGCCGCUUGACCAUACAUUAUGACAACGGAUUUUCUCUUUCCACUGAGCCUCAGGAUGGUGCCUUUCCUAAGACAAUUAUACAGUCCCCUUACGAGAAGCUCAAAAUGUCUUCGGAUGAUGGAAUCAGGAUGCUCUAUUUAGACUUUGGAGGCAAAGAAGGAGAGAUUCAACUGGACCUUCACUCCUGCCCCAAGCCAAUCGUUUUCAUCAUCCACUCCUUUCUGUCUGCUAAGAUAACACGACUGGGCUUGGUGGCCUGAACAGAGAGGCGACUUGCCUUAGGAAAGGAAAAGCCUGCUGUGCCUCGGGACUGUGACAUCAGGCACUGCACCAGAUGUAGCAUGCACAGCCAGCUUCAGGUUUCAGGAGUCACAUGCAACAUCCCAGGCUCCUCUAUCGGUUUCAGAAACUUUAAGGGACACCCUAAAGGAAACAACACAGGGGAUAUCAGAAGAGAGUUUCAUAGAUCUGUACAAAGAGGUGAGGGGAGGUGAAUAUACACAGCGUAUCUUUUAAAUAAUGACAACCAAGGACACAACCAUUACAACAGCAUAGGAAGAUCUUAAUCACACCAGUUUCUAGGCAACUGGGUCACCCAGGUAAGCCAGAGCGGAGCAGAUGAGAAAUGGAUAGUUAAGCCUAUUUCUCUGCCCCUAGUAACAGCCCCUUGCUUCCUUAUGAUUUAUUUUCUGAUUCAAGUUGAGCUAACUUUCAUUGGUAGAAACAACCUUUUUAAAAAGAAUGAAGCAGGUGUUCCUUAAUGAGUUUUUUUUUCUGUUGGUCUAGAGUGAUUCCAAAGUGUUCUCAUUAGCAUAUGUUGAACAGAAAUGAAAUAAAACACUGGAUACUGACCUGAGCUCUAAGCUGGCAGAAUCUGAGCCAAAAUGGACUGUUUCAAUUGCAAAGCUAUCCUGAAGAUUCGUACACACAAAUGAUGAUUAAUUCUGGAACUCCACUCCACACCCAUGGAUGACGUUUCAUAGCCGAAAGUGGUACCCGUAUUUACAGAAAUCAAAUUGUAGGCAAUUUUUAAAAAGAUUGUCCUUACACACAGAGAGACACAUACACAGACACAGACACAGACACAUGCGCGUAUACACACACACACACACACACACACACACACACACGUCACACAGUUGGGAGUUAUCGGCAUUUUACAGUUUUCAGUGGAAGUAUCUUUUAGUGGUCCCUGUUUCUGCUUGUUCUCAUGCACAUGCAUUUUAAGUAAGGGAAAGCAUCUCUAAGUUUUUGAUGAUGCUAUUUUACACAUACAGAACCAGAGAUAUGAUCAAAUCUACAGAUAGCAUCUAUAUUAACUUUGGAAUUCCAGGGGAAUGAUAUAGUGGCCUGAUAUUUUUCUACAAGAGUAUUUUGAGGCAUUAUCUAGCCUAUAAAUACUUAAUGCUUUUCAUUUUUGCCUUUCAAGAUCUAGUCACUAAAAACUACACCCAUUAUUUGAUUUUGGAGCUAUUUUUUAGUUAGGAGGAAGAGGCAAGUAGCCCCUUUUACGGUAGGUCAGGCCUGCCUGGCUGUUGCCAGGUAACUGUGGGGCGAAACUUAGACAGAAUGCUAACACUUUUCAUAAGCCCUGAAAAUUAAGCCUAGGAUUUUGAAUUUUUAGUACUUGUUUUCCAUGUGGUUUUACACUAGCACGUGCCCUGUAUUCUGCCUGUGCUGGAAGAGUCAUAGUUUAGCAGGUGCCUAUGCAAAGCGAAACUGCCUAAAGGCGCAGGGUUAGGCUUCCUCAGAUCUGUGUGUUUAUAGAGUUACAAUUGUAUUUUAAACCAUCAUUUCCCCCAAAGCACUUCCCAUACACCACCAUUUCCAAGGGACACUGAACAGUGUGCUCAGGUGGGCGGUUAGUAAUUUAGGAGCUUGUUGAUAAAAAAAAUUUGCAAACUAGCAACUUAAGACAUGUUAGGCCCUUGUUGGAUUUACUAGCCUCCUCAAAAGUUCUGGUCUUCAUGGGUCUUUGUCUUGAAGGUGGGGAUGAGGGUCCUAUGCCUUGCGCAUCUUUGUAAUGGGCCAUCUAUGAAGCUAGUGGGUUUUGUAGAUGAUGCUUAAGGAAAUACCACCACACGACAUUGACUUUUGGUUGGUUUCCUAUUUUAAAAUGUUGAAGAGUGGAAGCCAGCUUCAAACCUGUAGGAAAGUGUUGAUGCAUUUGUAAAUUGUAUUGUACUCUUUCACACUAUAUAUUUUCAGAGAUCACUGGAAUGUUGUUAUACAAGAGAAUUAUACUUAUGUAUUGUAAAUAACAUGAUACAUAUAUUAAUUCCAAUAGUUUAAUUCAACAAUGUGUAAUCUAAGGUGCUCGGUACUACAUGAAGUUUGAGUUAACUACUCAAGUUGCAAAGAUUCUAUUAUAUAUUUAUAGACAAAUUAAAUUGACCAUAGUCACAGAUAUUGUUUCUUUAUUGCUUCCGUUUUAGCCUGAUCGAUAUCUGAGUAGGAGUCAACAUAAACUGUCUUUUCCAUUUUUAAAAUUUUAAUUUAAAUAUUUAUAUUUUAGGAAAAGUAUAUUUGAAUAAAAUAGAUGCAUUUUCUGAAGUAAAUUGAAAUGUGUUAUUAGCAAGAAAUAGAAAGAUUUUACUAAGAGAGUUGUGUAUUGUAUAUGAAUGAUUUUUUUCUCCUAAUUAAAGUAUAUCAUAUCAGAGCGGCUAUGCUGAGUCAAUUUCAAAUAUUCACUAUUGUUUCUCAGCUUGGAUUUUAAACAUCAUCUUAAAUAAUAACUUUAGAUUGUAUUUUUUAUCUUGUCUUAGGCAUUAGCAGAUGACACAAACUAAGUGUGGUUCAUGUCUUGGUCAGUGUGUCACUUUAGUCAUUUGAGAGAAUUUUUUUUUCUGAUUUGCUUUUGGUUCUUAGUUCUGUGAAGUAUGGAACCCAUAGUACUUGUUCCUAAAUGAAAACCAGGACAGAUGAACAAUCUUUACUUGGUAGAUUCUUCCUCAGUUGCCAGAGCGUGAAUUCACUAGUCUGAUAAUUUGCCCAUGCUUCUCAUCUUAUGGCCAUUUCAAGAAGGCAAGAGGGAUAGAGAUUAUGUCAUUGUUUUCUAACAUGAGCUAAAUAAUACAAAAUCAAGCUAUACAAUUAUUAGGAAUUACACAGACAAAGGAACUUAAUGAAUGGCAUCAAUGAAGUGUGGAAAUGAUUUUUGGGUGUACCUUGAGUUGUUUUGUUUUUUUUGUUUUUUUUUUUUUUCUAAAUCUGCCUGUGUUUAUAGCCCCUAUGAACAUCAUGUACAAUUGAUAUAUAAACUAAAUAAAUAUUUGUCUCAGAUCUC
Molecule: messenger RNA, 4994 nt
Organism: Mastomys coucha (southern multimammate mouse)
Lineage: Eukaryota; Metazoa; Chordata; Mammalia; Rodentia; Muridae
Gene: Sntb1
Product: syntrophin beta 1
Exons: 7
Coding region: 355-1968 (537 amino acids)
Cellular component (GO): synapse; dystrophin-associated glycoprotein complex; intracellular anatomical structure
Molecular function (GO): protein binding; structural molecule activity
Source: RefSeq, a predicted model, not a curated record